AUGCAAAACGUGCGUCAAGUGGCACUGGAACUACUUGACUGCGAGCGCGUGACCUUGUUCCUUAUCUUCGAGCGGCGGGGGGAGCUCAGAGCCAUGAUCGACCAAAAUCAAAUUUUGCGCAUCCAAUUCGGAGAGGGGAUCGCAGGGCUGGUCGCGCAAACGGGCGGCAGCAUGAACCUCCCUGACGUGUACGAGCACCCCAUGUUCAACAAGGAGGUGGACCGGGUCACAGGCUUCCGAACCCGCAGCAUGCUGUGUAUGGCCGUGUCGGAUAUGACCGGCAAGAACGUCGCGGUGUUGCAGGCGCUGAACAAGAGGUCCGGACAGCCCUUCACGCCGGCUGACGAACGCAGUCUCAGGCUCUUCGGGACACACCUGGGCAACACGCUGGUGAAGGCGAAGCUGCACGAGACCGCAAAGCGGGAGAAGGAGCGGCUGCAGGCUAUCUACACCUGCUUCAAGAGCCUCAAUGCGGCGGAGGAGGUGGGCCAGAUGGUGGUGUGCGCCACAGCCGCCCUGGAGCGCCACAUCAUUCACGCCGAGCGGGUGCUGUUCUUCCUGGUUGACAAGCCGCGAGGGGAGCUGUGGCUUCACACCCACCAGGCUGAGGCCGUGCGGUUGAGAGUGGGCCAGCAAGGGGGGGUGGUGGGGAUGUGCGCGGAGUCCAGAAAGCCGCAAAGCUGGGCGGAGUUCGCCGACCCCCACCUGGACCCCGCGCUAGGUCGCCUGCCCGCACACCUGGCGCCCCUCCGCAUCAAGAGUGUGCUGGUGCAGCCCGUACACGUCGCCAAUAACGACCGGGUCCUCGCAGUGGUGCUGGCGCUCAACAAGAGGGAGGCGGAGGGAACCAGUGACAUCUUCUUUGAGCCUUUCUUUACGGAUGCGGAUUGCGACGCCAUGGCGCUGUUCGCCUACGAGAUGGAGGACCUGCUCAGCGAGAGGACCUUGGAGCUGUCCCUGCUGUCGGCGCUGUCAGUGGUGGGGCACGACGGGGCGCACCCCAGUGUGGCGGUGCAGGGCGCUGUGGGCGGCGGCGGGGCGGAGGGCGGUGGCGGCACCUCCACACCCGGCGGCCCCUCCAGCGCGGUCUCCUUGUCGGGGGAUGAGGACUUCAUUCGGUCGAGGCUCAUUCAGAUGUACCUGCCGGAGUGCAAAAUGGAAAGCCCCGGCUCUCACGGAGGCAUCAUGUUCAACCGGAACUCCUUCUCCGCCGCAACCGCAACCGCCAACCAGAUGCGGGCGUCGAUGGACCGCAAGCGAACCGCGGGUCUGUCGCUGUCGCUGAUUGGGGACGGGGGCCCCGCGGGCGCCAAGCGGCCAGGCUCCGGGCCCGGCCUGGGCGGCAGCAGCUUCUCCCGGCGCAGCGACCUGGCCCUCCCUAGCCACCGCAUGAGCCUGGCAUUGCGGUACUUGGUAUCGCCGCCGAAGCAGAACGGCUGGGGUUGCGGCGGCGUGGAUGUGUUCCGUCGUAUAUCGACGCACGAGCGGCUAAUGGCGCCGUGGCGGAGGUUGAUGCCGGUGAAGAGCGCCGGCGGGGCGGUAGGGGCCGCCGCCGCCGCCGCCGCCACCGCCACCGUCGUCGGGGAAGGCAACGGUGGCGGCAAGGAUGGCGGAGAUGGUUGUAAUGCGGAUGAGGCUUAUGAAGGUGGUGGCGGUGGUGGUGGUACGGCAGCAGAGUCGAUAUCGGGGCUGCGGAUGGGCCACAUGCCGCAGCCUUUUGGCGAUUUUGCCAGAGUGCAUGAGGAGCUUCGUACGGCAGCGGAGGAGUCUUUGCGGGUCAAUGUGUUCGACCCCCAGUCCGUGUUGGAGAACCACCACUGCGCCAUGACCUUCGCCAUCCUGUCGCGUGCGGACUGCAACCUGCUGGCGGUGCUGACACCGGAGGAGCAGCGGGCGGCCCGCAAGGUCAUCAUCGCGGCCAUAUUGUGUACGGAUAUGGCCAACCACUUCACCAUCACGCAGGAGUUCCAGAAGCACGGACUGGGGUAUGAGCCCGAUAACGAGUCGGACAGAUUGCUGCUGAUAAAGAUCAUUCUGCACGCCGCCGACAUUGGCAACGCGGUUCGCCCCUUCCAUGUGAACCACGUCAUGAGCCGGCGGGUGCACCGGGAGUUCGAGGCCCAGGCGCACGAGGAGAUGUCGUUGGGUCUGCCCGUCACCUUCUCCGUCGACACCUCGGACCGAGUGAUGUGCGCACGAGUGGAGCUCAACUUCCUGCUGGCGGAGGAGGAGGAGCAGCAGCGGCAGCAGCAGCAGCUACAGCUGCUACAGCUCAAAUCUGUGGAAGGCGAGGCGCCCUCAAAAGCGCUCCCUGCCGCCAGUGCGGUUGCGGACACGUCCCCCGGGGUCCCCACCGAUGUGGAGCCCUUCUCUCAGGCGACGGCAGUAGCAGCGGCGGAAACAGGGAACGGGGGUACCUGCGACGGCGACGGCGGCGGCGGCGGCGGCUCGGUUGAAGGGCAGGGCAGCGGCGACAGUGGCGGUUCCUUCGGCUCUCUACUUCCCCUGGAGGUGCAGAUAAGCGAUGCGGCGGCGGCGACAGCGGCGGCGGCGGCGCAUGAGGCAGCGGUGGCGGCGGCGGCGGCGGCGGCGGCAGCGGCGUCGUCGUUAAGGGAGCAGCAGGGCCAUGGCGGCGGUGGUGGUGGUACUGGUGGUGCGGACAUGGCGAUCAGUCCCAAGGAGAAGUCGCAAGCAGAGGCGCUUCUCAUUCGCGACGAGGUUGAUCGUUUGGAUCAAGACCACGUUCGGAAUCCUGACCCUGCCGUACGGGAUGACGAUGGCGACUGCCCCAUGUCGGAGCGGGUCCCAUGA
Volvox carteri f. nagariensis is the source of this 2811-nucleotide messenger RNA. RefSeq lists its product as uncharacterized. Lineage: Eukaryota; Viridiplantae; Chlorophyta; Chlorophyceae; Chlamydomonadales; Volvocaceae. The record is from RefSeq and is a predicted model, not a curated record. The transcript has 14 exons. Gene Ontology annotation, molecular function: 3',5'-cyclic-nucleotide phosphodiesterase activity; protein binding. The coding region runs from base 1 to 2811 and encodes 936 amino acids. Gene Ontology annotation, biological process: signal transduction.